AUGGGUCAAACAACAUCUCGACAAUCACAAGUAGAAGCACGAAUAACACAAUCCAAAGAUGACAAUGGACCAUAUCCUGCGGAACAACCACUGUUGGCCACCAAACCAAGACUCCCUACUACCACAACAGAGCAAGGCACAAAAAACAAAUUUCAAGAUAAAGCCAUUAUACACUAUACGCAUGAGAAACGAUUCAAAAUGAUGAAAAAAGAUAUGCAUGAAAUUUUUCGUCAAGCUUUUAAAUACCUUGGAAUUGAAGCUCUUCGACUCAUUGUUGGUCAUCGAAAUAGUCCUUCUACGCAACGUGAACUCAUAAGAAAGAGACCACAUCCAAAACAUCUUACGCUCAAAGGACAACAAAGUAAGACCGGUCAUACCCUGUGCCCCAUACUUAAUAAAAACAAUUUUUUUCCCCAGCAUAUCAAAAAUUCCAUUAUCCAAUUUCUUUCUAGAAGCAGAAGAAAAUGAAGCCAAAACAUCAAGACCAACUUCUUAACAUCAAAACAACCCGAUCGCCGUCACGGCAUAUCAUCAACAAAACUUAUAAAAACACUCUGAAGCGCUUUCUCGCUUCCAUUUUCAUACUUACCCGUAGCAUUUUCUCCUUUCUCUCCUUCAAUCUUUUCCACUUCCUUCAUUUGAAUACAAAAAAUAUUAAACAAAAAUUAACAGCUUCCAUAAAUUCCUCGAUUCAGAACCAAAGUAGAAAAUAAAAAAUUUCAAUUUCAGAUUAAAACACUAACCGAACUCAAACGCAUACCAGAAAAAAAAACUAGACAACCACCAACACAUACCGAAAUCACAGGACAAUACAUUAAAUCAACUUCACUCAGCGGCAAUACAAUAUCAACCAUCAAAGCAAACAACACAAUCCCAUAAAAACCACACCAACAUAAGACAAAUAAAAACACACAUUUCAAAAUACGCCAACAUAAACACCCAACACCAAGAAUACAUACAAUUUCGAUCAACCACAAACUACAACAUAAAAAAAAACCACCUCGCCGAAAACAAUACCAUACUUCAUCCAAGCAAUGUCGACCUCAUGGUUGCUACUACACACCACUGUAUAUCCAAUCUAUUAUAGCUCUUGAGCUACAGUAUAGAUUUAGAGUUAGUUUCUGAUUCUUUUCGGAUCGAAACGACUGCCAUCUGAAGAUUCUCGUUGCAGAGAUGAAAUGUCGACAUCAUGGUAGCUUAACACACCCACACCCACACCCACCCACACCCACACCCACACCCACACCCACACCCACACCCACACCCAC
Messenger RNA from Rotaria sp. Silwood1, 1268 nucleotides. The record is from the annotation of a GenBank genome assembly. Lineage: Eukaryota; Metazoa; Rotifera; Eurotatoria; Philodinida; Philodinidae.